Messenger RNA from Glycine soja, 2753 nucleotides. Its product is annotated as zinc finger protein GAI-ASSOCIATED FACTOR 1-like. The coding region runs from base 598 to 2172 and encodes 524 amino acids. The transcript has 4 exons. Gene Ontology annotation, cellular component: nucleus. NCBI's taxonomy places the organism in Eukaryota, Viridiplantae, Streptophyta, Magnoliopsida, Fabales, Fabaceae. Gene Ontology annotation, molecular function: DNA-binding transcription factor activity. The record is from RefSeq and is a predicted model, not a curated record.
ACGUGAAAUGGUUCGACUCAGCUUACAAUGGAAGGAAAACCGUGAGGACAAACCACAUUGCAACUUUACUUUUGGAGAAGAAAUCGGGUUGAAUGAGAGAGAAGCUACGGAAUUUCAAUAAUAUUGUAAUCACUUUAAAGAGAAGCACUUUAUUAACUUUGUACAUCCUCACAAUCUACACCAUUAAAUUUUUGAUGGUGUUGGUGAUUUGUUUCACUACGGCGAAAAGUGUGAAAACUGAGAAGUGUUUCCGGUGGCUCGUGGCUGUUAGGGUGUGAACUUGCGAACAGAGAAGGGAAGAGGAGUUUGUUUAGUAAGGAUUAUCGUUGGUGGCAUUAUUGGAGCUGGUAGGUAGGUGGGGCUAGGGUAAAUAAAUGAGAGAAACGAGGUUAAAUAAAUAAAUAAAUAAAAGGAAGAAAAAACUCUGGAGGUUGACCGGUGGAUAUUAGAGUAGAAGAAGAAGAAGAAGAAUCCCAAAAAGAGAAACCAACUCAAACUUGUUUUAUCCAUGGGUUGAUCAUCCCAAAAAAGUUUGCUUUGUUUGGGUAAAUGACCCUUAACCCUGUUUGUGAAUAAUAACAGAGUUAGGAGGUUCCGAUGACGGUCGAUUUGGACAACGCUUCCACCGCUUCAGGUGAAGCAGCCAGUGUCUCUUCCUCCGGCAAUCAGACAAAACCCGCCGCUCCAAAGAAAAAACGAAACCUCCCGGGCAUGCCAGAUCCGGAGGCAGAGGUGAUCGCUCUCUCGCCCAAGACUCUCUUAGCGACGAACCGUUUCGUGUGCGAGAUAUGCAACAAAGGAUUCCAGAGAGACCAGAAUCUGCAGCUCCACCGCCGGGGUCACAACCUGCCGUGGAAGCUGCGGCAGAGGUCUAGCAAGGAGGUCAGAAAGAGAGUGUACGUGUGCCCCGAGCCCACGUGCGUGCACCACGACCCUUCCAGAGCGUUGGGGGACUUGACGGGGAUUAAGAAGCACUUCUGCAGAAAGCACGGCGAGAAGAAGUGGAAAUGCGAUAAGUGCUCCAAGAAGUACGCGGUUCAGUCCGAUUGGAAGGCGCACUCUAAAGUCUGCGGCACAAGAGAGUAUAAGUGCGACUGCGGAACCGUUUUCUCCAGGAGGGAUAGCUUCAUCACGCAUAGGGCGUUUUGCGAUGCUUUGGCGGAGGAGAACGCCAGAUCUCACACUGUUGUAAAAGAUAUUUCGGAGAAUGAUUCCAAGGUUUUAAUCGGUGAUUCGCCACCCCCGCAGCCUGUUGCAGCCACGGUGGCUGCUACUACUGCUGCUGCUACCACCACCACCACUACUACUAUUACUUCUACUACGCAGGCAAAUAGUGUUAUGUCCUCUUGUUUGCAGACGCAUAACCUAGAUUUGCCAGAAAACAAUCCCCCACAAGUCAUUGAGGAGCCACAGGCUGCUACUGCUACUGCUAUAAGUGGGAGCUGUGGCAGCAGCAGCUCCUGCUCAACUAGCAAUGGUGGUGCUACUUGUAAUAGUAACAGUAGUAGUAGUGUGUUUGCGAGUUUGUUUGCUUCUUCAACAGCAUCUGUGACCCUACAAUCUCAAACACCAGCAUUCAGUGACUUGAUUAGAGCCAUGGGGCCUCCGGAACACCCUGCGGAUCAAAUCUCGGGUCCUUCAUCCGAGGCGAUCUCUCUUUGCCUCUCCACCACUAGUGCCUCACCAAUCUUCGCAACAGGUGGCCGGCAGUAUGCGUCGUCUUCACCGCACCCGGCCAUGUCAGCCACUGCAUUGCUGCAGAAGGCAGCACAAAUGGGUGCUGCUGCCACAAACGCCUCCCUUCUUCGCGGGCUUGGCAUUGUGUCAUCGUCACCUUUGGAUUCCACCUCGUCGGGACAGCAAAAUGUCCUGCAAUGGGGCCACCAACAGCAGUUGGAACCCGAGAGUGGCUCGGUCGCUGCAGCAGGGCUAGGACUUGGUCUUCCAUGUGAAGAUGGUGGUUCUGGACUAAAGGAAUUGAUGAUGGGAACUUCCUCAAUGUUUGGUCCUAAACACACCACUCUUGAUUUUCUAGGAUUGGGGAUGGCUGCCGGUGGCACUGCUGGUGGAGGCUUAUCUGCACUUAUCACAUCUAUUGGGGGUGGUUUGGAUGUAACUGCAGCCUUUGGCAAUGGAGAUUUUUCUGGCAAAGAUAUUGGAAGUAGCUCUUGAUAUGAUAUCUUUUGGUAGUAAGCAAGAACUGCACUUAUCAGGGCAAAAGUAUAUGAUGGGGGCCUUUCUGGAUUGUGUUGCCCCCUUUAAUUGCCAGGGAAAGAAACUGUGAUUUACUGUGUUAGAAAACGGAAGGUGGUACAAGUUACAAUACGCUUGCUCUGGAUGAAGGGUAGUUGUUGAAUUAAGGUUGUUUGCAACAAAAGGGUUUGAACUUUGGUAUGGUUGUCGUAGGUUUUGGCGACAGUGACACGUUUGAAGAUAGUAUCAUCUUGUUUCGGCUCCUUUGGUCUCCACAGUUUUGAUUAAAUUUAAAUUACGGCAUUGGAUGCUUUGGUUCGUAGUUGUUGGCAUAAUUCAGGAAACUUUGAUGAGGUAGUAGUUUUCUUCAAUUGUCGAUUUAUUGUAACAAGGUAGUUUUCCGCGUAUGCCCCAUUGUUUUGUACCAGUGAAUGGUUGAUUGAAUUCUUCUAGCAAGUAGUGUUUUUAUGUAAAUGUCAUAAAGUAUUGUAGUAUUCCUUUGUAGAUAAAAAUCCUCUUCUAAGAAGCUUUAUUUAAUUGCCAAGUAUAGCAUUAUGAUA